UAGUAUUUGUUACGUUUGUUGGUGACCGGUAAAUGUACAAAUCUCAGCCCGUAGCUACAGUCAACAUAAGUUUGUGACAAAGCAAUUAAAUGGGGUUCCAGAGUAAAGAGAGACUUGACUAGCUGACACUAUGUGGGGGCGUUUGUCGAACAUGGCACAGAAUGUCCAGGAAAAACUGGACACUGUGGUCGACAACGUCAACAAAUCUGUGAAUGUGGCGGAUGAGAGCAUUGAUGGGGCUUCUGGGGAUGCUAGUUUCGUCUCUGCGGCUGAUGCUAGUUUCGCAGAAUCGUCUGACGCCCAGGAUCAGCUGACUGAGCAGAACAAACUUCUGAAUCAACUGAAGGACAUGAUCAGACAGAAAGACAAACAACUUUUGGAAAGCAAUGCCAAGCUCUCCAAGUUCAAGCUACAGGCUAAGGCCAAGAUCACCUCCUUGACGAGUCAGAUUACAGAGUUGAAGAAAGGAGGCGCGGGUGCAGAAGGACAAGAGGACGCCUCUAUUAGCAAGACGGAGGGAGGAGAUGAUGCCGCAAGUCGGGGAAAACUCAUCGUUCUCAAGAAGAAGCUUGAGGACCGUGAGAAAGCACUAUCUGAGAACUCUGCCCUCCUUGAGAAACUUGAACACAGCGUCAACGAGAAGCAACUCAUCAUUGACACUCGCGAGAAACAGCUCGCCGAGAAGGGGCAACUUAUCGUUGAGAAGGAAGACUCAGAACGGAAGAUGCUGGCUCAGAUCCAAGUGAUGGAGAAAGUCCUUGAGAAAAGGGAUGCGGUGAUUGAAGCCAUGAGGAGCGGAGGAGUGGGCGUGGUCACUGGUGGGGAGGAUGAAACUGACAACAGCCAGAAAGUUGAGGAAUUACAGAGCCAACUAAACGAAGAAUCAACUCGGGCAAAGGAACUGUAUGCCCAACUGGUCUACAAAGAUAAAAUGGUGAUGGAACUGAACAGUAAAGUCUUAGAGCUCGAAGAGCGUGCCCAUGAACUGCACGAGCAUGUAAAAGAUAAGAACGAGGUUGUGCAGGGUCGGGACAAGGUUAUACAGGUCCUACAGGCAGAAUGUAAGCAGAAAGACCAAGCCAUCUCUGACUUCAACAGGGUCCUGGACAAGAUGCGUGAGAAGAUGGAAGGACCAGACGAGAGAAUCAGCCAACUCACCGCAGAGAUAGAACAGCGGGACGCCACCUUGGCAGCAGAGAAGGAACGCUCAGAGACAGAGAAACAAGAACUUAUCCGAUGCUGGAGAGAGGUCCUAGAGGUUGCGAGGCAACGCCGGGACCAGCUGGAGUCCCUGCAGACGGAACACAGACGAGAGCUCUCACAGCUGGUGGGGAAGUCGAGUGAUGCUGGGACUAAAGCUCUUGAAAGGAGAUGCCAAGAGGCUGAAGAGAUUCUUUCGGGAAAGGUGAGAGUCUUGGAGAUGUUGCAGACAGAAAUUGGAGAGAAAGAGAAACACCUCUUGGAGCAGGGGACGUCUAUCAAGUUGCUGACGGAGAAGCUAAAGACCAGUCAAGAUCAGAUGCAAGCUCUCCAGGAGGAGUUGGUUGUCAAGGACGAGACUUUGAAGAACGAGAGAGCUCACUUGGAGGGUCAGAUCCUGGAGAUUAGAGAAAAACAUGAAACUGAGUUAGCCGAGAAGACAAACGCUGUAACCGCAUUGCAGACAGGGCUUCAACAGUAUGAGACGGCUUACAAUCAGGCUGCUGCACAGUACAGUCAGGUCACAGACAACCACAACAAGAUCCAGUCGGAACUGGAACAGACCAGAUCUGAGCUUGAUCAGAGCAAGACUGAGUUAGAACAAACCAAGACUGAACUGGCUCAAACCAGAUCAAGUCAGCUGGAACAAGAGCGGUCACAACUACAGGAAAAAGAGGCAGAAAUUGAAAGACUGCAGCAACAGGUCAAGGAGAAGGAAGAAGAGAUCACUGCAAAGGUGUCAGAAGUUCAGGAGUUAAACAAGAAGGCCGAGGCCAAGUUUAUGAAAGUGAAAGCCCAGGCGAAGGCCAAGAUCAAGUCGCUUGAAGAAGACCUGGAAGAGCUAAAGAAGGCGGACUCGAUGGCUGAGGAGCUGAGUGAGUUGAAGCUAAAGAUAGCUGAGCUGGAAGAGGAGAAAGGAAACUUACAACUCAAACAGAUGGACUUUGAUGAGAACAAAGCACAAAUUGACUCCUUGAAGGAGACUGUUCAUAACCUUGAAGAGAAAAUCAAGAAUGUUGCAGAGGAGAAGGAUGAGCUACGCAAGAUGAUCGAGACCCAGUCCGAGGAGCGGCUUGAGAUGGAGACUAAGAUGACCCUGCUGCAGUCACAGUUAGACCAGAACCAACUAGAGUUGGACCAGCAGCAGGAGGCGAGGAUCCAGGCUCUCACAGAGGAGGUCUCUCGUCUCAAGGAGACAUCCCAGGAGGCGGAGGAGUCUCGAGAUGCUGAGAUGAAGACUAGGGUCAGUGUCGAGACUAAGCUUGUUGCCCUCAGCGAGUUUAAAAAAAGUGCCGAUAAAUUAAUGGCCGGACAAGAAGAGACGAUAGCGUCGCUGAAUGAUGCUAAGCUUAGUCUUGAAGAGUCUCUCUCUAACAUUGAGGCACAGCGAGAUGAGCUCAAGGAGGAGAAGGUCACGAUGGAGCUGAAAAUGGUGCAGAUUGAAGAAGAGAAAGACGGUUUUGAGAACCAGGCAGCAUCUCUCAAAGAUGCUGUGGAUCAUCUUAAGGAGACGAUGGAGAGGGAGCAUCUUCCUCUGGCCGAGAUGGAACGAGAGCGGGAAGCAUUCCAGGAGAGACUGCAACAACUUGAGACAGUCAGGGACGACCUUGAGAGAAAGCUCGAAGCGGAGAAGGUUUCGAGAGAGCAAUUGGAGGCCGAGGUGGAAAUGUUGAAUGCGUCAAAGACACAGAUGGAGGCCGAGUGUCGGGCAUCCCAGCAGCAGCUUCAAGAAACCCAGGAUCAGCUAGAAGCCAAGUCACUGGACAAUGAGAGAGUUGCACAGGCCUUGCAAGAUGAGAUUAAUGUCGGUUCGGAGCUGAAAAGUGAGUUGGAAAUCCUCCAGAGAGAAACAGAAACUCUUACAAAUGAGAAGGACACGCUUGCCCACCAGCUCAUCGACCUCCAAAAUCAACUACAGUCCUCAUCGGAUGAGAAAGAACAACUUCAAAAUCAACUGCAAGACGUGGAAGCCAACUUAGAAGAAACUGUGAUUAAACUCCGACAGAAAGCAGAUGAAGUCCAGACAUUCUGCGACAGAUUUGCUUCAAAGGAGACGGAUGUCGCAGAAGCUCAAGUAAGAUUAGAGGAGGAAAAGGAAAGGUCGGCCAAACUCCUUGAAGAGAAAACAACUUUGGAAGGACAAUUGGAUUCCAAAACGAUGGAUGCCGAAGGACUUGAGAGGGAACUGGAAAACCUUCGGUCAGUGUUUGCCGCAGAAAAGGGAGAACUGGACGCCGCCAUCAACGCAAAAGAUGGUGACUUAUCAGAGAUAGCACUUACUUGCCAAGAAAAGGAUAAAGAGAUUGCAAGACUCUCUCAGACAAUUGAUGAAAACAUCCAGGAUCUGUCCGAAAUGCGACAUCAGAUUUCUGAAAGGGAUUUCAAUUUAGGAACGUUGGAGAAUUCUGUAAGUCAGGCUCAGCGUGAGAUAGAGAUCCUCAGGGAAGGGCAAUCGACAGAGGGGAAGAAGGCGGAGUCCAGGAUGUCCUCCCUCUUAGAGCAAAUCGCUGAGCUAGAGUCAGAGAUUACGGGAAACCAGAGAACAAUCUCAGAACAGGAGAACAGGUUUCAGAGUUUGAGCUCACAGUUUGAACAGAAGUCUUCCGAGAUGGAGAGUGCGGUGAGAGAGCUGACCGAGUGUAAUAAGAAGUUCUGUCGCCAGCUUGAAGAGAAAGAAGGACAGGUGUCGUCCUUGCAGGAGCAGUUGAUGGCCUCCUUGAAGCUUGUCCAGGAUAAGGAAACUUACUAUCAGGACCUGAUAAGAACAGCAAAAGAGGGAUUCAGUUCUAUGCAAUCUUCUUUGACUACUGAAAUAUCCAAACUCAUGGAAUCUCUCAAGAUUUCAGAACAAAACUUAAAUAAGGUAAUGAUGGACAAUCAACAGAAGUCAGUCGCCAAUGAAGAACUACUGCAGGAUUUAGACUCUGCCAGUCAGCAGAUGGAAGAAAUUAAAGCAGUUUUGAAUGAUAAAGAGAAGGUCAUUGAGGAAUUGAACAAUCAGAAGCAACAAUUAGAGAAGAGUCUUGAAGAAAGAGAAAACACCUUAACGGAACAGUCUGCAUCCUUGAAUGAUAACUUAUCAUCUUUGGACCAACAAAGAGAUGAACUUCAGAGUCGCCUUCAAGAAAACCAACUCACAAUUUCAGGUUUUGAAGAACAACUUGAAAAACUGAAACAAGAGUCAGAGGAAGCCCACCUACAAAUAAGUAGCCUUCAAGAUCAACUUCAGAUUGCUCUGGAAGAAAGCCAGUCUAAGAAUUCACAACUAGAUUCACUCGUGGAGGAGGUUGAACACUUGAAAAAAGUUGCAGUGGAUUGUAAAGAAGAGUUUCAGAUAAAAGAGUCUGACUUGAAUAGACAAAUUGAAGAUUACACUCAGGAAUCUGUUGCAUCAAACCAAGAGAUAGAAAGGUUACAAGAGGAGCUGAAGCUGUCGAGUGUCAAGGCCGAGUCUCUGCAGGACAGACUUCAAACCGAAGUUGUUGCUGUGAAGGAAAACCUACAGAAAUCUUCAAUGGAAACCGUUGAGAAGGAAAAGGUCUUAGAGGAACUUCAAGAAGAACUAGCGAGAAGUAACAGGGCAUUUGAAGAACAGAAAAUGUCUAUGGAUGAGCUGUUGGCAAAGUCGAAUCAGAAGGAGCAACGACUUAGUGAUGAACUUGCUGUCAAAACUGAGAUGGUGGAAGACUUAACCCAGAAGAUCAUCGGCAAUGAAGAAAAGUAUUCAGAGGUUAUUCAAGACCUUGAAAAGAAGGUCGAGACAUUCACUGAGAAUUUGGAAGAGUACUCCCAGGAGGUAGAGAGCAAAAACAGCCUUAUUGAAACCUUGAAGACUGAGAUACGCGACAGAGACGUACAUCUAGGAGAUGAGGUGAUGCAUCUCAAGGAGCAAGCUCAAGUUGAAACGGCAAAGCUGAGGGAGGAGCUGGAAGAAAGAGAGCGUGGGUGGACACAGUUGAGAGAAGAUGCAGUGCAGAAAGAGGCAAAUAUGGCCAAAGAAAUAGCGUACUGGACUGAUAUGUAUGAAAAGACCACACAAGGUAUGGAUUUUCUCAGGAAGGAGACGGAUGAUCAAGAGAUUGGUUUUAAGAACGAGAUCGUGUCAUUACAGACAUCUAUGUCAGAAUUUACCAACAAGGCCUCCACUCUUGAGGCAUCUCUGAAUGAGAAAGAAACCAGUCUUAGUGACCUCAAGCAAGAGUUUGAGCAGAAGAAGGGCGACUACGAGGCAAGGAUUUCAUCCUUACGAGAAAAAUGCAAAAAGGUGAUCCAUGAGCGGAAUGAAAUGAGAGGUCUUCUUAAAAGUCGGAAGGAGGAAGUGGAGACCCUGCAAGAGAAGCUAGACAAUCAACACAAAGAACUGUCAGCUCAGGCUGAAGAUAAGUCUCAACAAAGUUCUGGUCAGAUCCAGAAAAUGGAAAGAGAGCUGGAGCAACAGGCGACACUCGUUGACACAUUUAAGAAACAGCUACUUGAAAGGGAUGAAGAAUUCAAUGCUGAAGUCGGCUCUCUGAACAGCAGCUUAUCGGAACUUAACAAAAGAGUACCUGAUUUGGAGGCAGCUCUUGAAGCCAAAGAGUCUCAGUUGAAAGACCUCCAAGAUCAGCUCCAGGAAAGAGAAGAGAAGCUAAAUUAUUUGAACGAGAGCUUCUCAGAGCAAGAGUCCAAGGUAUUAUCAUUACAAGAGCAACUCGUUCAAGAGCAAGAGAAGGUUGUGGUAGAAAGCAUGCAGACGACAGAGUGCGCAGCUGUACCUGGCAAAGACGCUGAGCUGGAAAGUGAGAAUGCAAAAUUAAAAACAGAGGUGGAAACUGCAAAACAGCGAUACGGAAAGCUUCUCAUAAAGGCGAAGGAGAUCAAAUCUAAAUCAGAUGUAGCUCUAAAAGAAAAAGAGAGAUUGGAAUUAGAAGUUGCGUCACUCACAAACAUGGUGGAACAGAAGGAUCAACAACUACUCAAUCUCACCCGAGAUGUUGAGAAGGAACAAACUGAGCUGAUGUCAUUGAAAAGAGUUUUGGAGGAAAGGGAAUUAAUAGUGAAGGAGAAAAAUGAGCAACUGGAAACAUCGGUCGAUGAGAACAAACUUCUUCAAUCGGAACUGCUAUCCUUGAAAGAUUUACUUGAGAAAUUAAAUCAUGAGCUUGAAAAUCUCAGUGCUGUUUCUGCCGAGAAGGAACGACUUGAGUCAGAAGUGUCAUCCCUGAGUAGUUUAGUGCAAGACAGAGAUCAAGAGCUGACACUUGCAAGUCAGUCACUUGAAGACUUGAAGGAAACUCAGGGUGCCCUCGGAAAUGAACAAAUAAAAAACUUCGCCCAAAUGCAAAAUCUUCAUAGAAAUGUAGAAGAUCUGGAAAGGAAAGUGAGAGAAUGCGAGAUGUUACUGAAACAGGCAGAAGCUGACAAGGAAGAUGCCUUGGAUGAGAAGUCACUUCUCGCGACCAAUGUUGAAAGUUUGAGAGCAACACUCAGUGUAGAGCGGACUCAGAUGGAUAAACAAGGUCAACUUAUAAAUCAGAUGAAAGACCAGCUUCAAGCUUCCCAAGAAGAGUAUUCAAAGGCACAAGACGAAGAGUUGCAGAAGAUCAGACAAGAACUAGAAGGAGAAAAAUCAUCGAACACAAAUUUGCAAGAAGAGCUUACUGAAACAAAAAGAUCACACAAAGAAGAAGUAGAGAAACUGUCAGCAUUCAUAGACGAGUUGAAGUCACAGGUAGAGGAUUCACAACAACAUCUGGAUGAAUUUGCAGGGAACAUGGAGAGGCUUAAUCAGGUGAAGGGCGAGUUGAAGCAGUCAUUGACAGAAAGUAGAGCAUCUGAGGAAAGACUCCUGUCAGAGGUCGAUAGGGUAAACAGUGAACUUCAAAGUAUAAUGCAAGAGAGAGAAGCCUUGAAACAGAAUCUGGACACAACCGCAAAUGAGGAAUCGAUUCUGGCUUCCAAACUAGAGACGGUAGAUCAGCAGAUGAUGCAGACUUCGGAGGAGAAAGAACAGCUACAAAAACUGUUGGACAAUAAAGUGUCAAGCGAGAACGAGCUGGUUAUCACUGUGGAUCAACUCCAUAAAGAGUUAGCACUGAUGGCUGCAGAUAAAUUGGAAAUGCAGAAGGAGAUUGAGGAAAACAGAAGGCGAGUAAAUGAGAUGACUCAGGCGCUGGAAGAGAAGGAUGCUCAGUUGAUUAAGUUUGCAGAGGAGAAGGAAGAGUUGCUAGCUGGAAAUAGUGACAGGGAAGGUAUGAUCGAGUCGGACCUUGAAGUAUUAAACAAGGAGUUGGCAGACACCAAGGACGAAAACAAACUCCUACAAGGUCGCAUUGAAGAGCACCAAGCCAAGGAGGAUGAAUCAGCUGUAAGACUUGAGGAGUUGUCGAAAGAGUUGACCCAGGCGACACAAGAGCUGCAAAAGGUCAGCAGUCGUAAAGAGGGCAUCCAGAGACAAAACGAGAAAUUAAAAGAAAGGCUGACCAAGAUUAAUGAGGCAAGAAAGACGCUUGGUAGAGAAGUGGAAGAACUCAAGCAGGAGAGGGAAGAGAAAGAAGGACUGGUGAAACUGAAAACUGAAGCGGAAUCCCAGAUCCUGUCGAUGGAGAAAGAGUUUGAGCAUCUGCGACUGUCAAGUGACCAGAGUGCCUCGGAAUCAUUAAGUCUGAAAGAAGAACUGGAGGCUACUCGAGACCAGUGUCACCAACUUAUUACAGACAAUGAAUCACUCAAAAGGAAAGUUUCAGAUUUGGAGAUGAUUAGAAAGCAAGCUACUUCUGUCGAGGCAGAAAGAGAUUCUGCUCUUAAUGACAAUUCAAGACUAUCCAGAUUUCUGCAUGAGCAGAAGGAGGAUAUAAAACAAAUGCAUUCCAAGCUACAACAGCUUGGCUCUGAGCUGAGGAAUUCCAAAGAUCAGUGCAACAUCCUUCAAGAUGACUUUGAUAAGAAAGUAGCUACGCUUCAGAAAGAAAACUCUGAUCUCACUUCCAAUGUUGAAAAUCUGGAAACUCGGCAUAAGCAAGCAAGUGAAGAUUACCAACGUUUGGUCCGUAGUUCUGAAGAAGAGCUUAAUAUGAAGAAUGCUGACCUUGAAAAUGCAAGAAAAAAACUUGAGAAUGAGAUGCUGGACCAGACUGCUCUCAGGUCUGAAAAGGAAGAGGUUGAAGUGCUCUUGGACAAACUUGACCUAAGGAACUCCCAGAUGGCAGAGGAACUUGCCGUCGCCAAGAAUCAGGCCAAGACAGCCUGGGAUGAGAAUCAGGCCUUGAAAGAGUUAGAAAUCAGGCUAGCCGAAGUUAACUCCCAGCAUGAAAACACAAUGGAAGAAAAUGGCAAGCUCAAAUCUCUGAAUGAGAAUCUCUUGCAGGAAAAUGAGGAGUAUACAAAGGAACUUGAAGAGUACAGCGACCAGAUGAACGAAGCCAGAGCAGCCGGAGUCCAGUUGAAGUCCGUAACUGCAGAGCUUGAAAACCUGCGACAACAUCUUGGCGAGCGUGAGCAUGUGAUCAUGGAGCUCCAAGUUGCAACCACCGAACACCAGGAAGAGCUCAACCAACAGAAGGCAUCUUGCAUAACUCUUGAACAAGAGAAAGAGGACCUGGCGGAGGAGGUGGAGAGAUUCCAAGGUGAGCUGGAAUCCUUCAAGACUGAACGUGACCGUCUGAGAGGAGAAUGCCAUCAUAUGACUGAAGCCAUGCAGAGAUACCAGGAAGAGAGUGAGCAGCUGGGAGGACAUUUAGGAGCGGCACAGCAGCAGAUUCAACAGCUGAGCGCAGAGAAUGAAGGCUUGAGGCUGAAGGCUCAGCAAGAAGGAACAGUUGACCAGCAGCUGAGGCAAUGGCAGGAAGCUUAUGAAGGUGUGAGAGUAGAGCUUGGAUCGGUUGAGGCAGAGAGGCUUCAAGCUCUGCAGAGUCUUCACCAGAGGGAAAUGAGAUGUGAAGAUAUGUCGAUGCAGCUCUCGGCUUUGGUGGAAGAGAGGAACAACUUGAGCAUCCAGUUACACAACUCAGCGAGAUCAGCAAAACAUCUUUCCAAGCAACUCCGACUCGCUGAAGUGGAACGAGGCAAACUUACUCAACAACUUGAAGACAAGGAGCGGACUUAUGUCAGUCAAAUUAUGGAGGAGCCAAUCAUUAAAGCCGAGUCUGCUAGCCUGCAGCAGAGUGCACCCAUUGGUGGCGUGGCUGACCAAUCAGAACUGAUUGACAUGAGUAGAAGCAGAUUGGAUGAUUCUGAACAAUCCAGGGAAGCCAUGGCCAAUGAGUUUGCUAAACUUGAGGCCGCCCUGCAGUUUGAACAUGAGCAACGCUUGCGCACAGAGGAUGCCCUAAUUCGUGCACAAGACCAAGUACGUCAUCUGGAGAGUAGGCCCCCGCAGACAACGCAAUCUAAAGCGCCCUCACAGGAGACCCAAGUCCAGAUGGAAGACGAUAAAGAGGAUACUCCACUACUCCUGCCGUACCAAGCUGGCCAUGUACUUAUUCGCCAAGCCCGGUCCUUCACCACCCACGUCAGCAAUUGGUUUCAGGGAAACAGUAAAAACUCCAAUCGGUUGUUGAGGUCACGACCCAGUCUACGAGCUGGAUUGAUGGUGUAUGCUGUGCUGGUACAUGUGUUCCUUGCGUAUCUACUGAUGUACUGCUGAAAUACAGAACGUGGAGAGAGAUGAUCUUGCUAUAGACUGUAUUGAAAAACCCAUUUGUUGCUAUGAAAGUCGCCAUCUCGUAGAGCAAACCAUAUGCGCAUCUUAACGUGUACAUCGAUGAAGCACGAAGCGUUCCAAGAGCAUAGAUGUUGAGUGGCUCAUUAGUAGGCUUCUGCAGGAACUGUCCAACCCAUCUGAGUUGUCGUUUUUUUGGAUGGUGUGAAUGGGAGACUUUUAGGAUGCUUGGUUGCAGCAGACUUACUGAUGUUGAGUGGCUCAUUAGUAGGCUUCUGCAGGAACUGUCCAACCCAUCUGAGUUGUCGUUUUUUUGGAUGGUGUGAAUGGGAGACUUUUAGGAUGCUUGGUUGCAGCAGACUUACCAAGUAAAUCCAUUGCUCUUGGUAAUGUGCACAGGCUCAGAUAUACGUAAACAAUGGACAUUUACCUGGUAAGUCUGCUGCCACCUAGUGUUCAAAAGUCUCCCAUAAAUGAACUUUGGUGGCUUAGGUUUUGCAACAUGGUGAAGGUAAUCCUGUUGAGACGUUUUAUGCCAAGUAUGAUUCGGAGAGGCAUCCACACUCAACUUGCAUUUUCUUAAAUUAACUAUCAAAAUGGCUGGCCUGUAUUACUCAACUGCAAAUGACUUAUAUUGGAAAAAUGUAUCAAUUUUGAGAUAUUCUCAAUCACGGAUGUAAGAAUUUUCAAUAUUUAUAUAACCAAGUAUCAAUAGGAGACUUUCCAACGCUAGGUGGCAGCAGACAUACCGGGUAA
This is a messenger RNA of Asterias rubens (European starfish), 10594 nucleotides long. Its product is annotated as golgin subfamily A member 4-like. Gene Ontology annotation, cellular component: Golgi apparatus. Bases 131 to 9823 code for a protein of 3230 amino acids. The transcript has 20 exons. The record is from RefSeq and is a predicted model, not a curated record. Lineage: Eukaryota; Metazoa; Echinodermata; Asteroidea; Forcipulatida; Asteriidae.